AUGUUGUUGUUGGGUGUCGAAGCAACGUCGACGGGAGGGAGCUUGGGGGUCAACAGCGAGCGAGACCCGUGGGAGAAACGUGACGAAUUAACGGGGAAAGACGAGAUGGACGUAUGGGACAAAUGGAAGCUGGAAGCAGACAGCAGAAGCUUCGCAGGCGCGAGAUCCGACAACGUCAACGGAGCUGACUGUGCCGGUCACGUGCCAUGA
Penicillium cinerascens is the source of this 210-nucleotide messenger RNA. RefSeq lists its product as uncharacterized. The coding region runs from base 1 to 210 and encodes 69 amino acids. The transcript is spliced from 2 exons. Lineage: Eukaryota; Fungi; Ascomycota; Eurotiomycetes; Eurotiales; Aspergillaceae. The record is from RefSeq and is a predicted model, not a curated record.